ACGAACUACAGGACUAUCAAAAUGCCGAAUCUUGAACAUUCAGCGUACCCAGCCGCUGACCUGCUUCACUUGGAAAGUUUGGUGCCUUGCCGGGAAUCCCAGGUGUCCACGUUGCUGUCAAUAUUUGGCGAGCGUCAGCAGUUUAGUUUUCCAUCCAUCUUUAUCUAUGGACGCACAUCUAGUGGAAAAACUUAUGUGAUGAAAACUCUUCUAACUACCUUACAGCUUCCUCAUGUGUUUGUGAACUGUGUGGAAUACUUUACAUCGCGACUUCUGCUAGAAGAAAUUCUCAUCCAGCUGCAAAACUGUUCGUCUGGCACAGAACAGACCUCUCCUGUGCAUUGUGAUACUUUGAACGACUUUGUUCGUCUCUUCAAACAAGCUGUGGCCAGUCAGGAGCUUCAAGAUCAAACAUUAUACAUUGUUCUGGAUAGAGCAGAACAGCUGAGGGAAAUGGAAGCGAACAUCCUGCCAGCAUUUCUUAGGCUUCAAGAGUUGACUGACAGAAAUGUGACAGUUGUUCUGCUCAGUGAAAUAGUGUGGGAACUGUUCCGUCCAAACAUUGGGUGCUUUGAGCCAUUCACCAUGUAUUUUCCAGAUUACAGCAUAGGACAUCUGCAGAAGAUCUUGUCUCAGAAUCAUCCCCCAGAAUAUUCUGCAGAUUUUUAUGCUGCAUAUAUCAAUAUUUUGCUUGGUGUCUUCUACAUGGUCUGUAGGGACCUGAAAGAACUUCGGCAUCUGGCAGCGCUCAAUUUUGCUAAAUACUGUGAGCCAGUGGUCAGAGGGGAAGCAAAUGAACGCGACACCCGCAAACUCUGGAAAAAUAUCGAACCUCAUUUGAAGAAGGCAAUGCAGACUGUUUAUCUCCGGGAAAUAUCCAGCUCACAGUGGGAGCGUUUGCAGCAUGAUGGUGGAGAGCCUGGGCAAUUGAAAGGACUUUCUGCACAUACCCAUGUGGAACUUCCUUAUUACUCCAAAUUUCUUCUAAUAGCUGCUUACCUUGCCUCCUACAAUCCUGUUAGGACAGAUAAGAGAUUCUUUCUUAAGCAUCAUGGGAAAAUUAGAAAGACCAACUUCAUGAAGAAGCAUGAGAAGACCAGCAAUCACCUACUUGGGCCAAAGCCAUUUCCCCUGGACAGAUUGUUAGCAAUAUUAUAUAGUAUUGUGGACAACAGAGUUGCUCCAACUGCAAAUAUAUUUUCCCAGAUCACCUCUCUUGUGACACUGCAGCUGUUAUCCAUGGUUGGCCAGAAUGACCAGCUUGAUGGACCACGAUACAAAUGUACUGUGUCUCUGGACUUCAUCAGAGCUAUUGCCCGAUCCAUCAGGAGAGAUGGCAAUAAUCUGCAGACAGAAAUACAUGCAAUACAAAGGCAACAAUCAGGCCUAUGUCUCCUAUUUUAUAUGUUGCUGCCACAUUAUUAGCAAGUCUUGGAUAAACAGUCUACAACCAGAACAGAGCUCAGAAAUGACGUGUGUCAAAAGGGAGAAAUGUUCUCACAGCCAGCUCUUCCCUGUAAUGUGGAACUAAGGAGGAACCUGAGGUGUAGGCUGUAUUCCAUAACUUCAGUGCACAUUACUCUCCUGAGCUAUUAAAUGUCCAGUGGCCUUGUCAGUAAAUGCAAUAGAUACACUUAUUUCAGUUUUCAGCUGGACAGACUGUAGAUGAAACUUUGUCUGGCUCUGGUCUGGCUGGACCACACUGCCAGGACCUCCACAGCUUUGCUAUGUCAGUUUGCUAUUCCCAGCAGUAAAGUCACUUUUUGAGUGAUGCCCUGAAAAAGCUCCCCCUGGAACCAAGCACAGCAGACCAUCUGCUCAGCAACAUGGAUCACUGUGUGUACAGUUAUACAUUGGGAUAUAUCCUUGAAUUGGGAUACUUUGACAGCCCUUUCCUUGCAGCUUUGACAUCCUUAGAAGUUUCAGUGACUGCAUGUCAUGUUGCUGGAAGGUAGAGACGGCCAGAAAACAGGACCAAAACUUGUGCCAUGCAGCUCAUGAUUAC
This is a messenger RNA of Motacilla alba alba, 2005 nucleotides long. RefSeq names its product origin recognition complex subunit 5 (gene ORC5). Gene Ontology annotation, cellular component: nucleus; nuclear origin of replication recognition complex. Gene Ontology annotation, molecular function: DNA replication origin binding. NCBI's taxonomy places the organism in Eukaryota, Metazoa, Chordata, Aves, Passeriformes, Motacillidae. The record is from RefSeq and is a predicted model, not a curated record. The transcript has 14 exons. Bases 22 to 1425 code for a protein of 467 amino acids. Gene Ontology annotation, biological process: DNA replication; DNA replication initiation.